Molecule: messenger RNA, 1818 nt
Organism: Camellia sinensis
Lineage: Eukaryota; Viridiplantae; Streptophyta; Magnoliopsida; Ericales; Theaceae
Product: MATE efflux family protein
Biological process (GO): xenobiotic detoxification by transmembrane export across the plasma membrane
Cellular component (GO): membrane
Molecular function (GO): xenobiotic transmembrane transporter activity; antiporter activity
Source: RefSeq, a predicted model, not a curated record
UCACAGCCUCUUCUCUUCCCCCCCCCCCUCUCUCUCUCUCUCUCUCUCUCUCUCUCUCUCUCAUUCAAUGCUUCUCCACCAUUUUUAGCCGUUGCUUCUACUGCCCAAAAUCCCAAAAAAACAGAACUCAUUUGAGAGAGAGAGAGAGAGUAAAGAGAUUACAUGCCCUUUUAAGAGGGUUUCAAAGCUUUAAGUUUGACAAUGGCAGACAAAGACCCAGAUUUUUCUUCUCACAAACUUCCCACAACCACCCAGGUGAUGGAGGAGCUGAAGGAGCUAUGGGGAAUGGCUCUCCCGACGACAGUCAUGAACUUUUUGGUCUUCGUUCGAGCGGUGGUCUCAGUCCUCUUCUUGGGCCGGCUCGGCAGCCUCGAACUAGCCGGCGGCGCACUCUCCAUCGGCUUCACAAACAUAACCGGCUACUCCGUCCUUAACGGUCUCUCCGCGGGGCUCGAACCAGUCUGCAGCCAAGCCUACGGUAGCAAAAAGUGGGACCUACUUUCCCUCUCUCUCCAACGCAUGAUCUUCAUACUCCUCAUGGCAAUCAUACCCAUCAGCCUCCUCUGGAUCAACCUCGAGCCCAUCAUGCUCUUCAUGGGCCAAGACCCACAAAUCACAUCAACAGCCGCGACGUACUGUAUCUAUUCCCUCCCGGACCUCUUAACAAACACGCUUUUACAACCCUUGAGGGUUUACCUAAGGUCACAGGGGGUGACGAAACCAAUGAUGUACUGUAGUUUUGUUGCGGUGUUGUUCCACGUGCCGUUGAAUUAUUGGUUAGUGGUGGUGAUGGGGAUGGGGGUGGAGGGAGUGGCGGUGGCGGCUGUGGUGACGAAUUUGCAUAUGGUGGUGUUGAUGAUGGGGUACGUGUACGUGUAUGAUGGGAAGUGGGAGGGGAGAUGGACGGUGGGGAUUGGAAGAGGAGGAGAGAGGGUGUGGGGAGAGGUUGGACCGCUUUUGAGGUUGGCGGUUCCGAGUUGUGUGGGUAUAUGUUUGGAGUGGUGGUGGUACGAGAUCGUGACGGUUCUAGCUGGGUAUUUGGAUAAUCCGAGGAAUACUGUGGCGGCUACUGGGAUAAUGAUUCAGACUACCAGUCUUAUGUAUACUGUCCCCAUGGCCUUGGCUGGCUGUGUCUCUGCCAGAGUUGGCAAUGAGCUUGGAGCGGGGAAGCCAUAUAAGGCCAAGCUGGCUGCCCUAGUUGCAUUGGGCUGCGCUUUUUUUAUCGGUAUGAUCAACGUGAUAUGGACGGUGUUCUAUAGGGACAGAUGGGGUGGCUUGUUCACGACCGAUGAUCAAGUCAAAACCCUAGUUGCUUCAGUUAUGCCAAUCAUGGGAUUGUGUGAGCUCGGCAACUGCCCUCAAACAACUGGUUGUGGCAUCUUACGUGGGACCGCUAGGCCCGCCGUGGGUGCCCGUAUCAAUCUCAUCUCAUUUUACUUUGUGGGCACCCCUGUAGCCGUCGGCUUAGCCUUUUGGUUCGGUGUUGGCUUUAGUGGACUUUGGCUCGGGCUCCUAUCGGCUCAAGCCGCUUGCGCCGUGUCCAUUUUGUAUGUUGUGAUGGAGCGUACCGAUUGGGAAGGUGAGGCUUUGAAGGCUAUGGAACUUACCAGCACUGGCUUGGAGCUGAGUACUUGCAAUGGAAAAAGUGAAAAAUAUGAAAAUGAAGUGAAAAAGGGGUUUUUGGUGAGUGAUGAUACCGCUGAAGUUUUGUAGAGAGCAAAUGGUGUAGUUUGAUAGGUUUUUUUAUUUAAUGUGUAAUGCUACCAUGACCAACUUUUAGUAUCAAAGUUUAAUUAUAUUUAAUGUUUUAAUUACUAA